Molecule: messenger RNA, 425 nt
Organism: Paramecium pentaurelia
Lineage: Eukaryota; Ciliophora; Oligohymenophorea; Peniculida; Parameciidae
Source: the annotation of a GenBank genome assembly
CAAUGGGCAUGUGUACAUCACAACAAUAAAAGAAACCUAAGCCUCUUAUUAAAUUAAUCAAAAUCAAAAUGGAUGAUUGUCAUUAAUCAAAAGACAUCCAAGAAGCCAUUCAAAUAUGGAAUAAAAUUGAUGGGGUCAUUACAAAAAUGAAAUCUACAUCUAAAAUCUCUAAUAAUUUACAAGAAGAUGCAAAUAAAAUAAAUAAAUUACUUAAAUCUCAUCAUAAUUCUAAGUUUCUUGAGACUUUCUUUUCAUAUUAUGAUCAAUUCCAAUUAAAGAUAAAUGAUCAAAUCAUUUAACAUUAAGAAUUAUGGAUUCAAUAUGAAAGUAUCUUCAGCAACUUAGACUCGCUUAAUAGUAAAUUCACUAAGUUGGGAUAUGCAUCUCGUAAUGGAUGCACAUAAUCCUUUACUAAAUAUAAUUGA